Siniperca chuatsi (mandarin fish) is the source of this 1785-nucleotide messenger RNA. RefSeq names its product low affinity immunoglobulin gamma Fc region receptor II-like. Lineage: Eukaryota; Metazoa; Chordata; Actinopteri; Centrarchiformes; Sinipercidae. The record is from RefSeq and is a predicted model, not a curated record. Gene Ontology annotation, biological process: cell surface receptor signaling pathway. The coding region runs from base 413 to 1510 and encodes 365 amino acids. Gene Ontology annotation, molecular function: transmembrane signaling receptor activity. The transcript has 13 exons.
CUGACUGCAGUCAAAUCUGGCGGUUGCAGAGAAACAACAACAUUUCUUUGUUGUGGGAACUGAGUAAAAGCAAAUGUUCAUUAAGGCAGAUGACAAGCCUGCUAUGUUACUGCAGCGGGCAGGAUAGGACUUCUUUCUAUUCUGUGUGUUUGUGACUGAGAGACUGGUGAAGAGACUGGAAGUGAAAUAAAAAGAGCAGCGCACUGGUCAGUAUGCAUGACGCUGCUGCUUGUGAUGCUGCACCACUGAGUCGCGGCUACAACUGGCCAACAGGAAACCGCCAGCAGGAGCUUUAGUUUGGUGUGCUCUAUGCUGAAACCACUGAGUCUGGCCCCAACUUUCCAACAGCAUCAGAAAGAAACUGACCAGGAAGAGGGAAGUUCUCACAUCCUACUUUUGCUGUAUCAGUCCGAUGCUCAGACAGCAACAAGACAACAUGGAGGCUACAGCUCUCUGCAUCAGACUGUUGACGUUUGUCAUCAUUCUGUCGGGCGCACAUGUUCAGAAGAGCUAUAAUCAAAAAGAUGAUGCAGCUUUUCGUAUUGUUCCAAAUAGACUGCAGGUCUUUGAAUACGAGUCUGUCUCUUUCCACUGUGAGGGUCUUGAUGGCUCCACUCAGCUGAGAGGCGUCAGGAAUUAUAAGGAAUUUAUUACAAAUUGUGAUUUUAAGAGGACGUCGUCAACACUGACCUGUACCAUUCAAGGGGCCUACGACACAGACAGUGGAGAAUACUGGUGUGAGACCGAAAGAGGAGAGAAAAGCAACAUUGUCAACAUCACUGUCACCGCUGGUUCUGUGAUCCUGGAGAGUCCUGCUCUUCCUGCGAUGGAGGGAGACAAUGUGACUCUCCGCUGCAGAAGCAAGAAACAUUUCACCAACCUCCAAGCUGAUUUCUACAAAGAUGGCCUCUUAACUGGCAGCAGUUCUGCAAGGGAGACGACCAUCCAAAAUGUUUCCAAGUCAGAUGAAGGACUCUACAAGUGCAGCAUCCCUGGUGUUGGAGAAUCCCCAGGAAGCUGGCUGGCUGUCAGAAAGAACCAUCCUUUCCACCAUCGCUCCUCCCAUGUCCUCGUCCCGCUGUGGGUUGCUCUCAUUUUAAGUGUGGCUCUGGUGCUGCUGAUGCUGGGAUUCCUUCAUAUUAGAGAACACAGAGACUCACACUCAGGCGAGGGCAAUGAAAUAGAAGAAGACACUGCAGACAUUUCAGACAGCGUGACGUAUACAUCCGUCGCCAUCAAACAGAGAAAGGACAAAGAUAAGGAUGAGUCCUCACUUCAACCUGUUUACUCUACUUUGGCCACUCAUGAAACUCCACAAGAUCUCCAAGAUGAAGAAGACACUGCAGACAAUUCAGACAGUGUGACGUAUACAUCCGUCGCCAUCAAACAGAGAAAGGACAAAGCAGAAUCUCAACCCCUGGAUCUCGCAGCAGCCAAAGACUCAAGUUUAAUAGAGGUGGAAGUUCUCUAUUCCCAUGUCCAGAAGGCCGCAAAGAAAAGAGACACCUGACUGAAGGAAGGGAGGAGAGACUCCAUUUGUGUCAUUGUGUAGCUUUGUGUCAUUGAUUUCAUUUGAGUAUAUUAUGUAUUAAUAGAAUAUUUCACUUUCAUUGAAAAUGUCAAGCUACAAAAAUGUGUUUUCCGAUAUUAUCCUGCAUCUUUCAUGUUUCAAAAUGUUGCAUUUCUGUUCACUCUGUAACAAAUCAAAUGUAAGAAAGUUCAAAUACACACGUAAAUGAAUGAAAAGACCGUGUACACUUGCACUUUGUGAAGCUUUCAACUGAA